Coniophora puteana RWD-64-598 SS2 is the source of this 2014-nucleotide messenger RNA. RefSeq lists its product as uncharacterized. Gene Ontology annotation, molecular function: protein binding; peptidyl-prolyl cis-trans isomerase activity. The transcript has 11 exons. The record is from RefSeq and is a predicted model, not a curated record. Gene Ontology annotation, biological process: protein peptidyl-prolyl isomerization; protein folding. NCBI's taxonomy places the organism in Eukaryota, Fungi, Basidiomycota, Agaricomycetes, Boletales, Coniophoraceae. The coding region runs from base 25 to 1992 and encodes 655 amino acids.
CCUUUGACUUCGGCCUCGAUCACCAUGUCCGACUCCGAGCAAGAUGCAAAGGUCCUAGGCAAGCGUGGCCACGACAAUGGGGAUGCGGAUGGUAUGGUCCAAGAUGACGCUCCGCCCAAAGCUGUCGAUAGCAACGACGACAGUGACGACGAUGUCGGGCCUAUGCCAAUGCCUGCAGACGCGCCUGCAGGAGGACCGAAAAAGAAGCGCAAAGUCUUGCCUCACGAGAAACUGUACUUGGAUCAUCUACCCGAUGCAGAGCAGUAUUAUCAGAGUUUCAUGCACAGGGACGCAAUUAACUUUUGUGUCAUGACUCGGACUGAGUUCCUUGUGACUACAUCUAUUGAUGGACACCUUAAAAUCUGGAAAAAGCAAGAGACCGGCAUUGAGUUUGUGAAGCACUUCCGUGCUCACAUGUCCCUCAUCAUUGGUGUCUCGGCGAGCGCAGAUGGACAACUAUUUGCAAGUAUCUCAGAUGACGGAUCUGCGAAGGUGUUUGACGUGGUCAAUUUCGACAUGAUCAACAUACUGAAGUUGGGCUAUACCCCGCUCGCAUGUUGCUGGGUGCACAGAAGAGGGCAGGCCCAGGGUCUAUUGGCAAUUUCAGAGCAAGGAACCGGCAUUAUUCGAAUUUACGAUGGACGCGGCGACGACAAACCUAUCAUGGUUGUAGACAAGCUCCAUCGCUCACCGGUGCAUGUCAUGACUUACAGCGACAGAUUUGACUGUGUCAUAUCCGCUGACGAAAACGGCUUCAUUGAAUACUGGCAACCCACGGAGCCCUUUGAACUCCCGAAGAACGUCCCUGGUCUCUGGUCUUUCAAGAGCUCAACAGACCUUUAUGAGUUUAAGAAGGCCAAGUCAAUACCAACAUGCAUAACCCUAUCCCCCGACUCCACUUCCUUUGUUACCUCCUCCCUUCCCGACCGCCAGAUCCGAAUAUUCUCCUUCCUCACCGGGAAGCUCACGCGCAAGUACGACGAGUCACUGACUGCCAUUCAAGAGAUGCAGCAGGCGGGCACGGCUGUGUACAAAGUCGACGACAUGGAAUUCGGAAGAAGGCUUGCCCUCGAACGCGAGCUUGAGCUGCCGGGUCCAGAUGGACGCAUCCCGGGCAUGUGGAGCAACGCUGUUUGGGACGAGAGCGGGGCAUUCGUAUUGUAUCCCACGCUGCUUGGAGUGAAAGUGGUAAACACGGUGACGAAUCGCGUUGUGCGACUCCUAGGCAAAGAUGAAGCCGUCCGGUGGUUGUGGCUUACUGUCUACCAGGGUGCACCGGCGAAGAAAGGCCUGACGACAGUUGCGAUGGCGGCAUCUGCUAACCCAAUCCUUGCGAACAAAGGGAGUCGGGACCCUACACUGUUCUGCACAGGACACAAACGUCAACGGUUUUAUCUCUUCACACGUUCUGAACCAGGGGAUAGCAAGAUACACGAUCGUGAUGUCUUCAACGAGAAGCCCACACGCGAAGAACAGACGAUUGCGAGCGCAAGUGCCACCGGCAAGAACGGUCCUUCGCCUGUUGCAAACUCGGCGGUCAUCCAUACCUCAAUGGGUGAUAUUCACCUGAGGCUUUUCCCACAGCAAGCACCGAAGGCAGUCGAGAAUUUUGUCGGUCACGCGCGGAGUGGCUACUUCGAGGGUGUCAUCUUCCACCGUGUCAUUCCAAAGUUUAUGAUCCAGACGGGCGACCCGCUCGGCGAUGGUACUGGCGGUACAUCUAUUUGGGAUAGGGAGUUCGAGGAUGAAUUUUCGGAUGACCUGAGGCACGAUCGUCCAUAUACGCUGAGCAUGGCAAACGCUGGGCCAGGCACAAAUGGUUCGCAAUUUUUCAUCACCACGACGACGACACCUUGGUUGGAUAACAAGCACACCAUCUUCGGCCGAGCUCACUCUGGGUUGGAGGUCAUCCAUGCCAUUGAAAACGUCAAGACCAACAAAAUGGACAAACCAUGGGAAGAUAUUAAGAUAAUAAAUAUUGACAUAGAUUAGUCCCUGGUGUUUUGCAAUUUAU